This is a messenger RNA of Penicillium diatomitis, 939 nucleotides long. RefSeq lists its product as uncharacterized. The record is from RefSeq and is a predicted model, not a curated record. Lineage: Eukaryota; Fungi; Ascomycota; Eurotiomycetes; Eurotiales; Aspergillaceae. The transcript is spliced from 3 exons. Bases 1 to 939 code for a protein of 312 amino acids.
AUGGCGAAUCCAGUGAUCUAUAAGGACAAUCCGUUUAAUGUGUUGAUUAAUGACUCUCAUGAUGAUCCUACUCAGAUCCAAGCGCGGUACGAGACUCACCGCGUCAAUCGCAACGCCCAGCAAAGGGAAAAGAUCCUAGCCGACGAUUUCCCCGGCUGGACACUGGACACAAUCCUGCAACGUCUGGAUGGACCCGCCAAAGAAGAGGGAUUCGUCGAUCCCCGCAAUUGCCUCGUCUUUUGGGCGAGACCGCCACCGCAUAUUCGCCAAGUGGUUGCCUUUGUGCAGAACGAACUGAAAGCUGUUGCGCCAUCCCUUUGGCUCAUGCCCCAGCCAAACCUCCACACCACAGUCCUGGAGGUCGCCCACUCACUGACCGAGCCGGAAAUUGCACGCCUGGUGCAAACCCUCAAAUCAUCUGAAAAAGUCACCCAGCAAACCAUCUCCGACUAUCCACUCACCCACCAAAGCCGCCUGCUCAGGCCAAUGGUGAGCUUCGACGCUUCUGCUCUCGCAUUGAGCUUUGCCCCCGCCGCAGAGGAGAACCAGACUCAAAGCCACGGCGAGAGUUCUGCCGAACCUCUUGACCCGCGGUAUACAUACCAUCACCUGCGAAGAGACGUCUUUGAUCUAGUCCGGCAGACUGGCCUCCCCGUGGCGUCGAGGUAUAUUGCCCCCUCGGCUCAUGUGACGAUUGCACGAUUCAUCAACCAGGAGGGGUUUGAAGUUCAGGGGCAAGAUGGUGCGAAGAAGGUGGAUUCGGAGCGGGUGCAGAUGCUGAUGGAGAGGAUUGAGAGUGUGAAUGCGACUUUGCGGAGCAAGUAUUGGCCUCGGGAGGAUGGGAGCUGUGCGCGUGAGGGAGAGUGGAUUGUAGGUCAGGAGGGGGGAUUGGUGGUUCGAAGAGGUCGGCUUUGGUAUGGAGAUGGUGAGGAUGUAUGA